Numida meleagris (helmeted guineafowl) is the source of this 8732-nucleotide messenger RNA. RefSeq names its product cyclin dependent kinase 13 (gene CDK13). The record is from RefSeq and is a predicted model, not a curated record. The transcript has 14 exons. Gene Ontology annotation, molecular function: ATP binding; cyclin binding; RNA polymerase II CTD heptapeptide repeat kinase activity. Gene Ontology annotation, biological process: positive regulation of transcription elongation by RNA polymerase II; protein phosphorylation; transcription elongation by RNA polymerase II. Gene Ontology annotation, cellular component: nucleus; cyclin/CDK positive transcription elongation factor complex. The coding region runs from base 105 to 4703 and encodes 1532 amino acids. Lineage: Eukaryota; Metazoa; Chordata; Aves; Galliformes; Numididae.
GGGCGGCCCGGGGCGGGCGCGGCGCCGCGUCUCCAUGGCGCCCUGAAGGCGGCGGCGGCGGAGUCCCUAGGCCGCGUCCUCGUCCUCGGCCGUGAGUGAUCUCGAUGCCGAGCACCUCGGAGGCAGCGGCCGGCGGGAGCGGGGGAAGCCGGGGUUGGGGGAGCGGCGGCGGCAGCGCGGCGGCGGAGGCGGCGGCGGCCGACAAGAAGCGGCUGCAUCACCGGAGACGGAAGCGCUUCGCGGCCCAGCCGCAGCCUCCCCCCCCGCCGCCGGCCCCGCACCCGCUGCUCUUCCCGCUCCUGCAGCCGCCCCUCCUGCAGCCCCCGCUCCUGCAGCCGCCGCUGCCGCCGCAGUCCCUGCUCUUCCUGGCGGCCACCGGCGCCUCCUCCUGCUGCGGGGACGGGGGGGAGCGGAAGCGGCCGCGGGGCAAGCGGCGCUCGGGCUCCCGGCACAAACGGCGGCGGGGCCGCGGGGGCGGCGGCGGCGGGACCCAGGAGGCAGAGAAGCGGCGCGGUAGCGGGGGGCUGAGCACGCUGGUGGAGGAGUACGACGACGUGAGCUCCCAGUCCGAGGGGCUGGUGGGCGGCGGCGCGGCCGGCGGCGGCGCGGGCAGCGGCGCGGGGAGCCCGGCCUCAUCCCCGGGAGGCGGCGGCGGGAGUCAGCGGCAGAGAGGCGAGGCGGAGAGGAGCGGGCGUUCCCGUCGGGAGCACCGCAGCAGCAGCCGCCGCUCCAAGGAGCGGCACCGGGAGCACCGGCGGCGGGGGGAGGAGAAGGCGCAGCAGGAGGGGGCGGCGGCGGGCCGCGGGGGGAGCGAGGCCGCCUCGUCCUCCUCCAAGUCCCGCAGCCGCCACAACCACGCCGGGGGCCAGGACCGGGAGGGACUCAAGAGCGGCGGCGGCGGCGGCAGCGACGGCCGCAGGAAGGGCUCCCUCGCCUCGCCUGGCAGCGGCAGGAAAGAGCGGGAGAGCAAAGCGCACCGCAGCCGGACUAAAGCGGCCAAAGAGCCGCCGUCGGCUUACAAGGACCCGCCGAAGGCCUACCGCGACGACAAGCCCGAGCCCAAGGCCUACCGGCGGCAGCGCUCAUCCCCCAGCCCCGGCCGGGACGACAGCCCCCCGCUGCACCGCUCUUCGCAGAGCCUGCGGAGCCGCAAGUCGCUGAGCCCCACGGGCGGUCGCUCACCCCUCAGCCCCUACAGCCGCCGCCGCUCCCCCAGCUACAGCCGGCACAGCUCCUACGAGCGCGGCGGAGAUGUGUCGCCCAGCCCCUACAGCAGCUGGCGGCGGUCGCGGAGCCCCUACAGCCCCGUUAUUCGGCGAUCAGCAAAAUCUCGAAGUAGAAGUCCAUAUUCAUCAAGGCACUCGAGAUCUCGUAGCAGACACAGGUUGUCUAGAUCGAGAAGUCGUCAUUCAAGUAUUUCUCCUAGUACAUUAACUCUGAAGAGUAGCCUGGCUGCUGAGCUGAACAAAAACAAAAAAGCAAGAGCAGCUGAGGCAGCUAAAGCCAGUGCAAAAGCUUCCAACACUUCAACACCAACGAAGGGGAACACUGACACUGCUGCAAGUGCACCUCAAUUGAACAAUGUAAAGGACUUGAAGAAAGUAAAAAUUGAGCAUACACCUUCUCCUACAAGCAGUGCAAAUUUGAAGAAUGACAAGGCAAAAGCAAAGGUUUCACUGCCAGAAACUAAAGGAGAAAAUAAUUUGAUUGCAGACAAAAAUACUAAACAGAAAGCUACAGCAGUAAAAGAGGAUAAAGUAACUGUCGUAAAACAGCAGCCGGUCACUGUAAAAGAGAAAACCAAACAGAGUACACCGAGUGUAGUAACAAAGGAGAAGGAGCGAAUUGUUGCACUACCAGCCUCCACACUGCCACCCUUGCCUUUGCCUCCCACGCUGCCUGAAGAUAAUGAAACUGAUAGUAGCUUGAGAGAGAAUAUUACAGUGAAGUCAGUUAAAGAAACAGAGAAGAAACUUCGCCAUCUGCUUGCAGACUUGCCACUUCCACCUGAGUUGCCUGGAGGAGCUGAGUUAGCCAAAAGUCCUGAAGAAAAGAAACCAGCAGUUCAGCUACACAGCAAGAGGAGACCAAAAAUAUGUGGACCACGACAUGGUGAAACAAAAGAAAAAGAAAUUGACUGGGGAAAGCGCUGUGUGGAUAAAUUUGAUAUCAUUGGUAUUAUUGGUGAAGGCACUUAUGGACAAGUUUACAAAGCCAGGGAUAAAGACACAGGAGAAUUGGUGGCACUAAAGAAAGUACGAUUGGAUAAUGAAAAGGAGGGGUUUCCAAUUACAGCUAUUCGAGAGAUUAAAAUUCUUCGACAGCUUAAUCACCAAAGCAUUAUCAACAUGAAGGAAAUAGUGACAGAUAAGGAAGAUGCUUUGGAUUUCAAGAAGGACAAAGGUGCAUUUUAUCUGGUAUUUGAAUAUAUGGACCAUGACUUGAUGGGACUGCUGGAAUCUGGUUUGGUUCAUUUUAAUGAAAAUCAUAUAAAAUCAUUUAUGAGACAGCUGAUGGAGGGUUUGGCGUAUUGCCAUAAGAAGAACUUUUUGCACAGAGAUAUAAAAUGUUCAAAUAUUCUACUAAAUAAUAGAGGGCAGAUAAAGCUUGCAGAUUUUGGGCUUGCUCGGCUGUACAACUCAGAAGAAAGCCGACCAUAUACCAACAAAGUUAUUACAUUAUGGUAUCGGCCUCCUGAACUUCUGCUUGGAGAAGAACGAUACACGCCAGCUAUCGAUGUCUGGAGCUGUGGCUGCAUCCUGGGUGAACUUUUUACAAAAAAGCCAAUAUUUCAAGCAAAUCAAGAACUUGCUCAACUGGAACUUAUAAGUCGAAUUUGUGGGAGUCCUUGUCCAGCAGUGUGGCCCGAUGUUAUAAAAUUAGCUUAUUUCAACACGAUGAAACCAAAGAAGCAGUAUCGUCGAAAACUGAGAGAAGAGUUUGCAUUCAUCCCACCAGCUGCAUUAGAUUUGUUUGACUACAUGCUUGCCCUGGAUCCCAGCAAGCGCUGCACAGCUGAACAAGCUCUUCAGUGUGAGUUUCUGCGAGAUGUGGAACCAUCUAAAAUGCCUCCCCCAGACCUUCCUUUGUGGCAGGAUUGCCAUGAGCUGUGGAGUAAAAAACGCAGAAGACAGAAGCAAAUGGGCAUGACUGAUGACUCAACAGCGACUAAAGUCCCUAGGAAGGAUCUGUCUCUCGGCAUGGAUGAGAGCAGAACCAACACCCCACAAGGCAUGCAAACUUCUUCCCAACUCAAAACUCAGGGCAACUCUAGUGUAGCACUUGCAAAAACAAGCACUGGACAGCAGUUAAACCAGAAUGAAGUGGCAAUCCUGCUAAACCUGCUACAGUCUAAAACAAGUGUUAGUUUGGCACAGUUUGCCCAAGUGUUGAAUAUUAAGGUAAACCCAGAGACUCAGCAGCAACUAAAUAAAAUAAAUCUUCCUGCUGGAAUUUUGUCAGCAGGUGAAAAACAGUCAGAACAGCAGCAGCAGCCGCCGCCGCCUCCGCCACCACCGCCGGAACAGGAGUCCCUAAAACAGCCGACCGUCACGCAGCCUCCUGUACCACCUGCUCAGCUAAGUCAGCCUAAAGUGGAAACUGACGCUGCCCAGGCAGCUGUACAGAGUGCAUUUGCUGUUCUGUUGUCUCAGUUAAUAAAGGCUCAGCAAACAAAACAAAAAGAUUUGGUGUUGGAGGAGAAGGAAAACGGAUCAGGAAAUGAAAUGUCAUUACAACUCAGGCAGCCUCCAGAGCCCACCACUCCUGCGUCUCUCAGCCGGGACGACAUGGAAUCUCCAGCACCCGGUUACCCACAUCUGAUCAAGUCAUUAUAUACGCCUGCAGGUCAAGAGGACUUGGCUAGGCAAUCCGAGAUGAGGCUCCUGAACCGAACGCCAGAACAGGAACGCCCUCGGAUACUGCCUCCAGACCAGCGUCCCCCGGAGCCCCCAGAGCCCCCGCCUCUCACUGAUGAAGACCUUGAUUAUCGGACAGAGAACCAGCAUUUGCCUAUAAGUAACUCUUCAGGAACAGAUCCUCAUGCAGGAGUGAAAGCGGCACUUCUGCAACUGCUCGCUCAGCAUCAAGCUCAGGCAACAACAGAGGAGCCCGUACAGACGAGUGUGGAUUACCAGGCUAGAGACUCCUAUGUAGCAGGCCCAGACUACAAGGACAACUUUGGAUCAUCUACCUUCUCCUCUGCCCACUAUGGCGGUAGCGAUGGCAUAGGAAGUGGGUCAUCGGGAGCACUAGAACGAAGGAGCUUCCUUGGAAACUCAGAUAUUCAGCCUUUGGAUAACUACAGUACUGCUUCAUCUCACUCGGGUGGUGCCCCUCCUCCGUCUGCCUUUUCAGAGUCCUUCCCCAGCUCAGUAACUGGUUACGGAGACAUUUACCUCAACACUGGCCCCAUGCUAUUUAGCGGAGAUAAAGACCAUAGGUUUGAAUACAGCCACGGCCCAAUCUCAGUCCUGGGGAACAGCAGGGACGCUUCUGUGGGGCCGGAGAGUACUCAUUCCUUGCCUACUAAGAUGCACAACUAUAGCUAUGGAAGUAACUUACAGGAAAACCCUGGUGGCAUCAGCCACAUGCAUGGACAGACCUGGACAUCUCCUGCGCAAGGACCUGGCUACUCCCAGGGAUACAGGGGGCACAUUAGUACAUCUGCAGUGAGAGGGCGAGGCAGAGGAUUACCAUUUUGAGUAUCUGUUUUUCCUCAGGCACAUCGUUUUUAUCUGGAAAAACUUUUUUUUUCUAGCUGCAGUUUAAAGCAGCAGUUCACAGACUUGAAUAAUAUUAAUUCAACAGCUUUAUUUUUAUGUGGAAAAGGGUCUUGCAUACAGUAGGAAAAAUUAAAAAUGCUUAAAACUCAUGCUGUCUGAAAAAUAGAUGAAUUGAUUGUACAUGUUCACAAACUCUAGUUCUGAAUUUUUUUUUGUAUUUUGGCAGUUUUAAGUGGAUGCUAAAUUUAGGGACAUCAGCUUUUUAUGGCACUCUUUCAGAUCUUCUGAACUAUGCACAUUUGUGCUUUUUUUGUAAGUUUGGACCAACUUUUAUGUAAAAAAAAUUUUACAACAAUCAAAGCAGGGCACUGAUUUAUUUGGUAUUUUUCUUUUUACAGAACUACCUUUAGUCAAAGGUCACUGUCAGUCAUUGCACUGCUUUCAGUGUUAUUGUGGAAGGCGUACUUUGUGCUCAUUUCAGAUAAUAAAACACAACCUUUCUCUUGAUGCAAAAUUUUAUAAACAUUUGGUCAAUGUUAAUUUUUUCUUUCCAAAAAAAAAAAAAAAGAAAAAAUGAAUGGAUGUUCUGGUAAAAUGUUCUCUCCAUCUCCCGGGUUUGUUUAUAUAUAAACUGUUUUACUUGAAUGGUAAGUGCCUUAACACGUAAGCUUAAGGUCUGCAAAAGUUGGAAGUACUCUAUAAAUCAAUGCUAAAGUAAUACUGAAACCUAGACAGUUAACAUGAAAAUUCCGGUAAUAAUAGGAAGCUCAAAUAGGUCAUAACUUUGUGUUGUUUACUUCAUGUGGACCAGUUAUUUAGAGACCUAAUCUUACCUUGAUCAAGUCAUUAUUUCCAAAUUGAACUUCGUAAGAAGCUGCAAAAGUGAGAAGAGUGAAGAGCGUAGUUUUUCCUCAGCUCCUCUUUGGAGUUGUAGUAAUUGAUUUACUUCCUCUGCCAAAUAAACGAUGCUUUUUAUGUCCUUUCCCAGCCGUGAAAAAGUUUUUCCUCUUAAAUGUCAACAGCAGCAAUUACUGUGAAAAGUAUGUGAAAAGCUGAUGCUGUCUCCUUUUUAUGACAACUACUGCUUUAUGGGAAUUAAACAAAGGACAAAUGACCAGUAUUUAAGCAAACAUUUUACACUAGUUCUAAUUCUGUAAACUCUUGAUUGUGCCAACUAAUCGUCCUUGUAUCUGCUAUUCCACUGAGUAUUCUAGUGUCAGAAUCGAGUCUCUCUGAACAACUGAUAAAAUAACUGUAGUUAAAACUCUUAAUUAACCAAGAGCCACUCCUCAAUAAUCAUAACAUCGAGCAUGUUUUUUUUCCUGUGAUGACAAGCGGUCCCUCUCCUGCAGAGAGGAGGUAUGGUUAUAUUUUGCAUGUACGUAAAAGAAUGUUUUUAAAGCCCAUAUUGGAAACAAUUUUCCAACUGAUUAUCCAGUUGACAAAUCGGUACCUUAUGUAACUGAGUGUUUAAUUAUUACUUUUUAAAAAGUAAAAUUUCUACUUACACUAUUUCAAAUGUAGUCUUGUCAGUGACUUUUUGGACUUUCAGAAUAGAAGCCAAAGUUGUUGGUGUUUUGUUUUAAUUUAAAAUCCUGGUUCUUGUUUAUGGCCAAGUACAACGUUGCAGAGUGUGGAGAAAGUCACUGUGCUGACUAUGUAGAGUGAGGAUCUGGCAGAUGGGAGAUGGAGAUGUCCCUGUAAGGCUGGCAGCUGCCUUCACUAGAUACAGAAGGGAAUCCUGCCAUCUGAAAACAAAAGCGACCCAGACAGUCAGGAACAAACGCUUGUGGCCGUGUGCUUUAGGAAAACCACAGCUUGACAGUGGCAGUGCACUAGAUAGGUUUCCUUGAGUAAGGACUCCCCAGUAACAUUUCUCUGCUAGUUGAAUUUUAAAGGCAGAAAUCAUUCUUCUCAUUUAGGUACGGACGAUUUAGGUAGUGUCAGCUGAGGCUUUUUUGUUUACUAACUGAUAGAAAAAAAAUUCCCAAGAGGUUCAGACAGGUUUUUGUUUUUUUUUUUCAGAGUCAAGCAAGACUUUUAAAGCUAUUAGGCCAUUGUUUUCACUAAAAACAUGCAGUCUAGUGUUACUCUACUGCACUUCCAAUGUAAAUUGGAAAAAAAAAAAAAAAAGCAGGUAAGUUCAAAUGGAAGGUAGAUUUCAAGGAGGACUAAAUGGUUUGACCUCCAGUACAAAAAUGUAAGGCAGUUUUAAUGUCUCCUGCGUCUUUCCUGGAGGUAAACAUUAGGUUAUUUUAGUUCGUUUAACGCAGAGCCGGCAGUCUCUAAGUGAAGGACAGGCAGAGCAACACCAUUGCUGGCUGGCAUCGCUCUGCUGCUGCAUUGUUCUGCUGAGAUGGAUUUUAGUCUUCAGAUGUAAAAAGAAAAGCCAACACGAGUAACCGUGGCUGUGAUGGAUACAAAGGAGAUGGAGUAGACAGUUGACUUCCAGAUGGAUCUAAACCAAAACUUGUACACUGUUGCAGAUGCAUGUUUCCCCAAAUUCAGUUUAAGGCUUACUAGCCUGUGACCGAAGACUAUUUGCCUGGGACAGCAGUGCUGGUGUAGCGUGGGGGGGCAGUCGGUGUGGGAUGAUGGCUGAGGGAGGAGGCUGCUGCCUUCUCUGCAGCCUGGGGAUCUGCCCGGCUCCCCCAGGUCUGGGCCUGGUCAGGAAUUGGCCAGACCCAAGGGCUGCCCACCUUUGGUUGUGCUGGCCCUGUGUGUGAUUUAUCAACAUUUCUUUUAUGUAUCAUAUUACGAGGUGCUUACAUCAGUUCAGAAUUUGACUCUUUUGAACAAACUUCACUUAGCAGAGUGAGUCAGUGCUAGUGCAACAUUUGGCUUUGCGUGGCUGUUGCGUUUCUGCUGCAGUAGCGGGCAUUCUGAAAACCGCGUGAUUUUCUGUGGAGCCAUGGCUUUUGUUACUUUCCCGCCUUCCUUGGGUUUACAUUUUCUGUGCUGCAAUUCCAAAGUGUGCUACAGAGACCUGGACACCACAUCAAAAAGUAAGUGUUGUGUGUUUGUGUUUCUAAAACAUAGCAAAGUACUGUAACCAUGGACUGUGGAGUAGCAAGUGUUCAUUAUUUAUACUGAGCGGUCGUUAGCCAUACCAAGAGGAGAAAUGUGAGCACGACUGGACUGCUGUGAAUGUGACUUAAGACGCUUAGAGUAUUAGAACACUUAAAAUCAGCCAAAGGAAAAGGAACUGACUUCUAUCAUGAAUUCCUAGUUGUUACCUGAAACAGAAGGAAUGGUGUUUGGGAAGGGGUGUAAAAAUACGUGUCUUUAAAUGUUAAUAUUUAAUUCCCUGGGGAGGCGGGUGGAAAUUAAAUGGCAAAUUUCUGUAUUUUCUUAUGUUUCCAUAAAACAUAUUCUAUGUUGGAUUUUCUUGCCACAGCAGUGUGAAAGCAGAGGCACCGAGUGCUGUAGCAUUGAGCUCUCCACGGUUUAGAGCUCUGCCCUUCUGCUGGUCCCUGCUGCAGGCAGGUGCUGGUGUGGUGCAGUUGCAGUGGGAUCUGUUUGGUCACUGACAGUGAGAACAUAGGAUACCUCUUGUCUGCGGGCAGAUUGGAUCUCGGAACAUGAAUUCUGUUUCCGAGAGGAAAUCUCAUGUAUUUCUUGCAUUCUCUUAGUUAAUGAAACACACAAGCAUUUUACGAGCAGCAUUUCUCCGGUCUAUUGUUACACGAUUUGUAUAGGAGGAAAUUUGGCUGUUUCCCUUCUUGAUGGUUGUGGGAUGUUCUUCAUACAUGAGUGUGUUAAGAAGAUAAAGAAUCACAGAAAAGUGAUCUGAAUUCUGUAUUUAAAAAAUGAAAUGACCUUGGGUUAAAGUUGAACUAACUUUUGCUUAUCAGGGUGAAGAAUACUUUAUUGCAGGAGUUAUUUCAAGACAACAUAAUUUAAAAUAAUCAAACUGUUAUGCUUCAGCUUGCUUACCCUUCGUUAUUUUAAGCCAUUUGUAUAUAAAUGUAUCGUGUGGCUUGUAAAUAAAAUACAUGAAAACUUGAA